This is a messenger RNA of Ailuropoda melanoleuca (giant panda), 4849 nucleotides long. It is a transcript of the gene PAQR8, whose product is annotated as progestin and adipoQ receptor family member 8. Bases 495 to 1658 code for a protein of 387 amino acids. The record is from RefSeq and is a predicted model, not a curated record. Gene Ontology annotation, cellular component: plasma membrane. The transcript is spliced from 4 exons. NCBI's taxonomy places the organism in Eukaryota, Metazoa, Chordata, Mammalia, Carnivora, Ursidae. Gene Ontology annotation, molecular function: steroid binding; nuclear steroid receptor activity. Gene Ontology annotation, biological process: response to steroid hormone.
CCGCCCCCGGCGGUCCCCUCCCCCGGGCCGCUCCCCUCUGCUGCGCCCGCCGCAGUCACAGCCGCCUGCGGGAAGCUGGUAGCCGGGAACCCGAGUCCGAGUGCGGGCUGGGCUGGGCUGGGCUCGCUCGCGGGCUCACCCGCCGCCCCUGCAGAAGACUCAUCUUGGCAAGCUGUGGACUGAUUCUAGUGAUGCUGUCAUUGCUGAGCAUAAUUUUGGAGCUCCUGUCUUGGAGUUACCUUCAGAGUUUGUAACACAUUUACUGAAUCGCCUCCAUGAUGGCAAACCUUCCUCAGUUGGGAAACAGCCAAAUACCAAGUGGGAUCAACUCUGGUUUCUGAGGCCAUUUAUGAUGCUCAGUGCCAGGAAUUGCUGAAAUUCAUGAUGGGGCUUUGGUAGUCCUGGCUGUGAAGGAACCUGAACACUAACCCUGUGGAGUGAGACCUGGAUGGACUUCGCAGUGGUCUGGGAACCAAAAGAUACCUUGUUCAUGCAUGCACUCAUUCAUUCAUUCAUCAAAUAUUACAGACUCAUUCAUUCACUCAUUCAUCAAAUAUUAUGGAGGAUACAGUUUGCAGGUCCCUCCGGCAGCCAUGACGACCGCCAUCUUGGAGCGCCUGAGCACGCUGUCGGUGAGCGGGCAGCAGCUGCGCCGCCUGCCCAAGCUCCUGGAGGACGGCCUUCCCAAGAUGCCCUGCACCGUCCCCGAGACCGACGUGCCGCAGCUCUUCCGGGAGCCCUACAUCCACGCGGGCUACCGCCCCACGGGCCACGAGUGGCGCUACUACUUCCUCAGCCUCUUUCAGAAGCACAACGAGGUGGUCAAUGUGUGGACCCACUUGCUGGCCGCCCUGGCCGUGCUCCUGCGAUUCUGGGCCUUCGCCGAGGCCGAGGCCUUGCCGUGGGCCUCCGCGCGCUCGCUGCCGCUGCUCCUGUUCAUCUUGUCGUCCGUCACUUACCUCACGUGCAGCCUUCUGGCCCACCUGCUGCAGUCCAAGUCGGAGCUGUCGCACUACACCUUCUACUUCGUGGACUACGUGGGCGUGAGCGUCUACCAGUACGGCAGCGCCUUGGCCCACUUCUUCUACAGCGCCGACCAGGCCUGGUACGAGCUCUUCUGGCUCUUCUUCCUGCCGGCGGCUGCCUUCUGCGGCUGGUUGUCUUGCGCGGGCUGUUGCUAUGCCAAGUACCGUUACCGCAGGCCUUACCCGGUCAUGAGGAAGAUCUGUCAAGUGGUGCCGGCAGGGCUGGCCUUCGUCCUAGACAUCAGCCCCGUGGCACACCGCGUGGCCCUGUGCCACCUGGCUGGCUGCCAAGAGCAGGCAGCCUGGUACCACACCCUCCAGAUCCUCUUCUUCCUGGUCAGCGCCUACUUCUUCUCCUGCCCGGUUCCCGAGAAGUACUUCCCGGGUUCCUGUGACAUUGUGGGCCAUGGGCAUCAGAUCUUCCACGCCUUUCUGUCUGUCUGUACGCUCUCCCAGCUGGAGGCCAUCCUUCUGGACUACCAGGGGCGGCAGGAGAUCUUUCUGCAGCGCCAUGGCCCCCUGUCUGUCUACAUGGCCUGUCUUUCUUUCUUCUUCUUGGCGGCCUGCAGCGCUGCCACCGCAGCCCUCCUGAGACACAAAGUCAAGGCCAGACUGACAAAGAAAGAUUCCUGAGGCUGGCAGGUGGGGUGAGGUGUGGAGGCAGCCUGUCAUGAUUUGGGGAAAACUCAGUACAACAAUAGGAGUUGACUUUUUGUUUUUAAGAGUUGCUUUUAAAUUAACACAGAUUUUCAAGGAUAUGCUAUCACAUUGGAAAGCCAAAGGAUUCAAGAGUUUUGUUGUUAAUAGUUGUUGCUAAUAAAAAGAGUAUUACUUUUCCCUGUCUCAUAGCCUUACAAGAUACAGGAAAGGAAGGGACGUUGGCUAGGAUUCAUGGGACACUGAAUUAAGGACUAUCUUUCUGCCUGAAUUUAGUGGAAUUCUGACUUUGGCCUCCAGGGGCAAGUCCUGGAGCUAAAGGGAUAAUAAAUUUGGAUUGGAAAGUGAGUACAUGGCUGCUCCACACCAUUUUGGAAUGGCCAUCCUACUAUAUCAGUCUUUGAUAAUUGAGUAAACUGAUCCAAGAACUUGAUUUCAUUUGGAUUUCAGAUUGUCCAGGGUGAGAAGUCAGAAUCUUCAAGAUGAUUCAGUGAAACUCUUAGAUAUAAUGAAUUACGUGCUUCAUCUGAUUUCUGGUCCCUCCUCUCUUGCCCACUCUGACAGUGACCCUUUUCUCAGGAUGACGUGUGCCCGGCUAUUUUCUCUACAGUGUACUCCCAUCUGUACCUUGCAUAGUAAUAUAGAGGACUAUGAAGCAGUCGUAUUUCCAGGAACUGCUUGGAUCCAUGUGGACAUUCAGGAAGUUUACUUUCAUAUACUACUAAAGGGUACUAGAAAGUACAGUGCCAAGAGCCAUCAGGAGGCCCAGCCAACAAACAUGGAUAAUGUUUUGUGUCAUGUGACCCUUCUGUUUUAUACCUGCGGACCGCAGUUCUUGAGAUUAUCAGGGCUGCCUUAUAGGCCAGAAAAUCGGGGGCUUGUGCUAGGGAACCUUCUCCAGAUUUGGACCAGCAUGUUUCAAAAGCAAAAACAAAACAAACCCUAAUAGAGUGAAUUGGUUCUGGUUCUUCUACGGAUCUGAUUAUUUCAAGAGGAACCCAAGGUCCAGCCUCUUAACUAGAUACUACCAUGCAAAGGACCCACAUAACUACCAUAGUUCAGGGUCCUCAGGCAGGAGGUUAUGCCUCGAUUUAGAGCUGAAUCCUUAAAAUAAUCAAGCCCCAGGACAGAUAAGCAUGUGUGAUCCCUGUGGGUUGGUCCCUGAAGGCUCCUUUGGGUAAUAAUGGUGAACCAGGUACCCUGUAGCUAGAAUUUUCUGUUGCCCAAUAGCUUCUCGGUAUAAGCGGUACUGUGAUUGAUGUGUUCUGGCCGCACAGCCCUCUCUGAGGACUGAGUUAUGUAUUAACCCAGUGAAGGGGUCUGUGUUGUUGGAGGAGCCAUGGGAGUCUUCUCAGAGGCUAUGUUUCCUAUCAGUAUAAGGUCCCUUUUACUAUAAAGGGAAGUACUUUGUUUUCACUCCAGUUUGAUGAAUCUCUUCUAUUAAUAGGUUAUUUUGUCUUUAGGUCUUUGUUUUCUUCCUUUCUCUGAGCGAUUUGUGGAUUUUGUGCCUUAUAAAUGGAAACAUAUGAACACUUUACUUAAUAUAUGGCCAUGUGGAAUUUUCAGUUUUGGGUUAUUGGGAUAAGGAAAAAAGAAUGCAUUGCAUUUGAACCAGUGGGUGAAAGAAACGUCAGAAAACCAAAAUUACUUGUCAAUCAAAAGACACUGUCAACCAAAAAAAAAAACAAAACCAACCAAACAAAAACAAAAAAACAACUGAAGCUUUCCUAUAAUCAUCAUAUCAAGAAAACAUAUGUCUUGUCUGCCACAUGGAUUUCCUAGAUGGAUUUCUCUGUUAAUCCUUAAAUUCCUGAACUUCUGUGCUACCCAAGUGUCUUACGUAAGUUUCUGAUGUCUAGGCCAAAUUCAUCACAAAGUUGGCAAAACUGAAGCCAAUUGAACUAAGCAAGGGAAUGGGGGAGUUGUACAAACACAUCGCAAGAAGCGGGUCAGUUUAAAAUGGGGACUAGAAAACUUUAAAAUGUUCAUUUUUAUGGAUUCAAAGACUAUAUUCUUUUAAAAGUUGCGAGGCAGGUGUAAGUCAGGCUCUUAAAUAUGGCGGUAGUCCUGGUGGACAGAGAUCUUCAGGGCAAAUGCAAGUAUUUUUUAGAAAAUAGGAAAUAGGGCAGUCAAAGCGAUCUUCAAAUGCUGUCAACACACCAAGGCCAGCUGACACAAUAUAAAUGGUCUGUGACAAGUUCAGAUAGACUAAACUCUUUAAGAUAUUGCCAUGAAAUUAUUACUUUAAUUUACACAUGUAUUGGUCCCUCAAGUGAUAGGAAAUUUUUUAAAAAUAAAGUUUUUCACCAGAGAUAUUUGAGAACACUGGGGACUAGGUAUCUCAUUAAAAUACCAGUAUCUUAAAAAACAAACAAAUAAGAUAAUCAGUGUCUUAUUGGAAAUAUAUAAACAUAUUAAAUGCAAAUGUUUUAGAACAUAUUCAUUAAAAUGAGUGUAUCAGCAAGGAACAGGCCUAGUUUAUUUAAAAGAAAUAAUAAGGUAUUUGGUAAAGGAGAUGAUUGUUUCCUCCACCAUAGCCUCCCCAACAGUUGACAUCUGGAAAUUCUGCCAGUUAUCUCUCUCUAUAAAAUGUAAAUGCCUCUGGGAAACCUAAACUAUCAGUCAUUUACGUCUUGUGAAUAAAAAUUCUGAUGGAUUUGUAUGAGGCCCUACUCAGGGUAAGGAGAUGGGGCAUCAGGACGCAGCUGACUGGGGACACAUUUGCCUAUUUCCCUCUUGCCCAGUACUUCCUGACUUAACAUUUACUAAUGAGCUAACGUCAGUACUCCUCAGAUGUUAAAGUUUCAUUUCCCACCUCUGCUAAAAGCACUUCACUGUAUAACAAUAUUCCCAGUACUCUAUUGGAAGCUUGAAACAGUAGGAGCUCAGGUUGUGGAAUGAAGGUAGCCCAUUCCUGACUCCUAUCCACAAACGGUACCUUUAUACUUCACAGGUUCUUCGGAAGCUGCACUGUAGUUUCAAGUGGACCCUCCAGAUGGCGCUCAUGUCUUACUCAGCGUGGCUAUUACAUCUAAGUCUUUGGGCUAUUAAUCGUAUUGGUCCUAGUGUUUUGCUUGAUUGCUUGGCAAAGAAAAAAAUGGAACUAUUUUCUGUUUAUAUAAAUCUACUUACACGAAUGACCAUUAAACAGAUUUUGUAUAUACGGA